GCCACCAAAUAUGUCCCAAAUGGCAUCAUUCGAGUAUCUAAAAAUAGCACCAUUCUCCACAUCUCUCUCUUCUCUGUCCUUUCAUUAACAGAAAAAAACCAACCCCAUUUCUCCAUACUUUAUACUCUCUAAAGAACCCUUUAAAGGGUGUCCAAUUCUUCCAUUUUCUUGAAAUUUCAUAAACCCUUUGUGCAUUUUUGUUGCCAUUUUCUCUUCUUUUUCACCAACUCUUUGAUCUUGCCGGAAUACCCAUUUUCCGGCAGGUCAAAGGGGUGGUGAAUUCAUCAUUUCCUUGGAAAUUUGAUUUCUUUACGUACCUGGGUUGGUGUUUGAUUUUGAUAUACAUUUCCCACAAAAAAAAUUAAAAAUUUUGAACUUUAUACCAACUUUUUUAGGUCAAAGGGGUGGUGAAUUUCAAUUCUUUAUCUGAGUUGGUGUUUAAUUUUGAUAUACAUUUCCAAGAAAAAGAAUAAAAAUUGGAACUUUAUACCAAUUUGUAUAUAUAGAGAUUUCAAGAAUUGAUAUUGAGAAAAGGAGGUGGUGAUGGAGGUGAUUUCUGCUAUGAAUCCAAUAAGCAAUGUAUUGGAAAGAGUUGGGGUUUAUGGGUUUGUAGGGAGCAGCACAAAGGGGUGCAAUAAUGAAUUUCAAGAUGAAGAAUAUGAUACAAUGGAAAUGGUGCAAAUUGGUGCUGAAAGGACCAAAAAUGUGCUUAUUUUGAUGAGUGAUACAGGAGGUGGACAUAGAGCUUCAGCUGAGGCGAUUCGCGAUGCUUUCCAUUUGGAAUUUGGGGACGAGUAUAAUAUAUUUGUGAAGGAUGUUUGGAAGGAAUACACUGGUUGGCCAUUGAAUAGCAUGGAACAACAAUAUAAGUUCAUGGUUAAACAUGUGCAACUUUGGAGAGUUGCAUUUCACAGCACGUCCCCUCGGUGGAUACACUCUGCUUAUCUUGCUGCCAUUGCCGCCUUCUAUGCCAAGGAGGUAGAAGCUGGUUUGAUGGAGUAUAAGCCAGACAUAAUCAUUAGUGUUCAUCCUCUUAUGCAACAUAUUCCUUUGUGGGUUCUAAAAUGGCAAGGCCUACAAAAGAAAGUAAUCUUUGUCACAGUUAUUACAGAUCUUAGUACUUGCCACCGUACAUGGUUUCACCCUGGAGUCAAUCGAUUGUAUUGCCCUGCUGAGGAGGUAGCAAAAAGGGCUUUACUUGAUGGAUUGGAAGAAUCUCAAAUACGCGUUUUUGGGUUGCCUAUUCGUCCCUCUUUUUGCAGGGCAGUUCUUUCCAAGGAUGACCUCAGAGUAGAGCUUGAGAUGGAUCCUACGUUGCCCGCAGUGUUGCUGAUGGGUGGAGGUGAAGGGAUGGGACCCGUGAAAAAAACUGCAAAGGCUCUCGGAGAAGCUCUUUUCGACAAAGAAAUGGAGAAACCUAUUGGUCAAAUGGUUGUCAUAUGUGGACGUAAUGAAGAGCUAGCAUCCACAUUACAAUCACUCGAAUGGAACAUCCCGGUCAAGAUUAAAGGAUUCCAGAAGCAGAUGGAGAAGUGGAUGGGUGCAUGUGACUGUAUUAUUACAAAGGCUGGACCUGGUACAAUUGCAGAAGCAUUAAUCAGAGGGCUUCCAAUUAUCCUCAACGACUACAUUCCUGGACAAGAAAAGGGAAACGUUCCAUACGUUGUGGACAAUGGAGCUGGUGUUUUCACGCGAAGUCCUAAGGAAACAGCCCGAAUUGUUGCAGAGUGGUUUAGCACUAAGAGCGAUGACCUCAAAACAAUGUCAGAGAAUGCACUAAAACUCGCACAACCUGAUGCAGUUUUCGACAUUGUGAAGGACAUUCACGAGCUCGCAUGCCAGAGGGGUCCUCUUGCCAACAUUCCUUACGCGUUCACAUCUUCAUUUUCAAGCUUAAUUUAACCAGAUAGAUUCUGUUUUUCUUUCACUACAAGGUCUAAGGUUUGUUCUAGUAGUAUAUUAUGUAAAUUAGGUUCAAUGAUCUUCAUUCUUUUGCCAGAAUCGUUUGGCGCUCAUUUAUAAUAUGUUAGAUUAUCUAGACAAAUUCUGAUCCUUGGUUAGUUGGAAAAAAAGGGCAAAAAAAGGGAGAAGUUUCUCAUGUUGGAGUGUUGAAUACAUUCUUUUAGUAUUAAGAUUACUUGUCUUUUAGGACCUGUUUGAGGUUGCUUCAGAAUUGAAGAAGUUAACUGUCCUGCAAAAGUUGAUAUUAUCAGUG
Nicotiana attenuata is the source of this 2215-nucleotide messenger RNA. RefSeq names its product monogalactosyldiacylglycerol synthase 2, chloroplastic-like. Gene Ontology annotation, molecular function: hexosyltransferase activity. Lineage: Eukaryota; Viridiplantae; Streptophyta; Magnoliopsida; Solanales; Solanaceae. Gene Ontology annotation, biological process: glycolipid biosynthetic process. The record is from RefSeq and is a predicted model, not a curated record. The transcript is spliced from 8 exons. Bases 544 to 1902 code for a protein of 452 amino acids.